AUGGCGCCAGGGUCGCUGAGCCCUGUGUAUCUCCCGGAUCUGGGCAAAUGUCUGGCUGGCGAACUGCUUCUUCCUUCAUGGGACGAUCUUCUGGACGCACUGCUGUCCCACGAUGAGAAUAGAUCUGGACUUGCUGUUGAGAUACUCUCCGGUGACCGACCGAAGAAAGUCUUGUCGGAACUCUUUCCCACAUUUCCUCCGCCCUCGGCCUUCUCCAAAAGCUCGUUUGAUUCGACCACCUCUACGAUCGCCUCGGCUUCGGAUUCUCUUUACAACAUUGAUGAAAUAAAAGCAGACGCUCUAUGGUUGAGCAAACAAGCAAGCCUGGAUGAGCUGGAGGCUUUGAGGGUAACGGUCCUAGAAUGGCAAUACCGACCAGAGUCAAGGCUAAAGAAGGGCUAUUCUGAGGCCGAACUUGCCAGCCUUAGGGAGGCUCUGGGUUCUGAUUUUGUCGAAAAACAGUUCCAGGCCAAUGUGGGCUCCGCCACCAGGGAUGACGGUAUCUUCGACAAUCAAAGCUGCCGCCGGGCAGGGCUGAUGUGUCGGCAUCUACAACAACAGGCCAUUGUGCUUCGAACGAGGAGAUCUCUCCUAGAUGCCAGUCUGUUGCCCAAGACUAAGGAUAUACCGCUGGGCAAGUUACAAGAACUGGCUGCCGGCCUUGCCCCCAAGCCACAGGUUUCCCUGGCGGAUGACAUUGACGUUGGCGUCAGUGCACUUGAGGAAGAAUUAAAAAGGUUGCAAACCGGCCAGCGAUGGGAUCUCGACGAAUCGGACUUUACACUCCUCAACGACAUGCAUGAUACGACCUGCUUGGAACGAAUCGGUACUGUCUUAGAAAUUAUUUUGCUGAGAGGCAGGAGCUCGAAGACUACUCCAUCUUCUCAUACUCUCUUGCAGUGGUUGCAGUUCAUGGCGUCAGUCGGGUUUUUCUCCUCAUUCAAUUCUGAGAAUGAGAUACAACUGGCGGCAAUUCGGAAGAUACAGUACACGGCGUCCCUUGUCACGGCUGCUCUUUUCGACCUUGCAUCUUCGAUUGCAUCCUUGAACGAGACUGCAUUGUCCAUGCCAUCUGUGCGGCUGAAUCGAGAAGAACAGUACUUUUUUGACGCUGAUGCAGCGCAUGAGAUCCACCAGCUCCUUCUCUCGCAAGCUAAUGCCGGGAAUAUGCAAGCAGGGCCAGCCAUUUUGGCAUGGGCCAUUGUACUUCACCAGAUCCGGCUGCUCGCUUCCGUUGUUAAAGAAGUGCGAGAAAAUCACCAGUCUCAGAAUACCAUUGAUGGCAUUGCAACGUUUGACGCUGCAACAGGCCGCCGAAGCUCGUUCGGUAGCAGCGCUUCGUCCCAAACAAGCAUAUUCGAAGAAUUCUUGGAUAAGGUCACGGCCAGCAACUCGAACGAUGACCCGUCCGAUGUUCUGCUGAACAUGGUCAUUGGCCAAUGUCAAGUUUUUGAGUACAUUGGGGCUGCCACCAACCUUUCUUCUCAUCCAUCCAGCCUUCUCUCGGCCUAUCAGCUGCAGACACUGCAAGAGCUCGUCACGGUAUCUCACUCGUUCUUGGGAUACACUCCAGAGCUUGUUUCCGCUCAACUGUCCUUACUCUCCUCAGGGUCCGACGAAGAGGGCGAACGACAACCAUAUGAUCUUGCGAUUGAGUUUGCCGACGACGAAUUUUUACUUCAAGGAUUCUACGAUGUCUCUGCCGCCCGAUUUCCUUACGAGUGUCUGCCAUUCCUGCGGUUCUCUAGCGCUCUUGCGGAAGCAAACAUUUUCGAUGAUCAAGGCACACACUACGUGGAACAUCGUCUAAGGAAGCUCGCCUCCUUCACCCAAGCAGCCGUCAAAGGUGUCGAAUAUAGGACUAUUCGCGAUGACGAGACUAUCAACCUCGUCGCUCUCAACAAGCCCAUCAACAUGCUUGACUUAACGCAAAGCAGGCUGUUGACUUAUACACAUCAAGAGUCCGAGUCGACAUCUGUCAUCCCCGCCGAUGCGGAAGGCGAACUCAUAUCAGACCCCGACUCGACUCCAAAGGUUAUUCGAUGGCAAUACGAGUAUUCGGGCCUUGCGUAUCUGGGUCAGCUCUUAGAGAUGCGCUACAUGGGUCUAUUGCCAACCGCCCUGUCGCCCUUCGAUGAACCGCAAGCAGCGGUCUCGGAAAUCAUUGGCCUCCUAGCGUCUCUACUGUCUACCAUUCAUCACGGUGCCUUCGACGGACGGAGCAGUGAUGAAGUGCGAGAUCGUUGCAACAGCAUCCUGAAUGAAGCGAGUAGUCAUCUCAAUCCAGAGAUGGAUGUUGUUGGAUACAUCUUUGAGAUCUUCGAACAGGAACUUCAGUCGUUUCGUCGACGGUCAACUUCGAGCUUCGACCUCCGGAUUUUGCUCUCUUGCAUGGAUUUUAUCAUCGUUUUGACCAAAAUCCGGCCCCAGUCAAUCUGGACCAACCUCAACCGGACCAGUCUCCUGGGUCGUCAGUCAUCAGCCACUAUCAUUCCUGGGCUCGUGACAGCUGUGGAGAUGCCUCUGCGGAGCUUUGAUUUUCUAGAACGAUGCGCUCGCCUGUACACAGCUUUGGUGGGGUUGGCCCUCUCCUAUAGCGAUGACGGAUUCUCUCCCACUCCCGUGGUCACAGCACGCAGAAGAUCCAUGUUACCUGCGGGUUGGAAAAUUCAGGGACCGGUAUUGAUGACCAUGACCGAAACAAUGUUCAAUGUGUUUCAAGAGAUAUCGGACUGGGCGUUCGAUUCUCAAACACAGCAACUUCGGAUUAUGAGCCUUAUUACCGAAUCGUUCUGCAACAUCCUUCGCUAUGCUUUUGAUAUCGGCGAAUCCUUGGACUCUUCAUCCAGUGCGACAGCAGUCUUCGUGGAACCGGCCCGAUUUCUUGCAUUGUCUUUUCGCGCCAAAGGGUCAGACAAGGUUGCUGUAGACCCCAUCGUUCGCUCCUUUUUCGAGGCCGGCAAUGUGGCACAGCCCGGUCUGGUCUCUGCGGGUCAUCGCGAACGUCAUAUCAGUCAAUUGUUGGAACUGGCAACCGUGAUAUCCCGGUACGGGGAAGUUCAAGGUCUGCCGCUCUCUUCAGCAGAAGUGCACGUUUUCAAUGCCAUACCCUCGUUAGUUCGAAUUCUUCAAGUAAAGUCGAAGAACCGAAUCCAGGGUUUGAGGUUGAUUAGGUCGGUUAUCUCAUAUGUUGGUCAACAUCGACCAUCAUCUCUCCUAGGACAUCUAGGCUCGGCUUCUUGCACCGACUUUUUGCACUUAUUGAGACACAUUGACCAGGGAUCUCAUUGCGAUGAGGAGCGUGCCGAACUAUGGAAAACAUUGGUGUUGUUGGUCAAGGACUCUCAGCAGUGGCUGGCAAUGGUACUUUUAACUGGCGCUGCUCCCGACAGCUCUAGGAAGGGAAAGAAUGGAGAAGCGCCAACAAAAUGCGUUCGAGGGAAGAACUUCCUGCAGCUCGCGAUUGAUGAACUGAGUCAUAUUGAAUCUCUACCGCAGCCCGUCGCCGUGGCGAUGCUGGAGUUUGUCUUGGAGGCACAGCAAAAUUGGCCGUGGGUCGCCACCAACCUCAACUCCUCGCGAGAGUUGUAUGGAAAGGUCAUUUCCUACGCUACGCGUGGAGAUGGCAGCCGCAACGACGAAGUUCAACUUGCAUAUCAGAAGUUUAUCGCUACUCUUGUCACGGACCUGUCCAACACACAUCUACAUCACGCAAAGGCCACCAGGAAUCUCGGUGCCAUCAAAAUCUUCAUCCCCCUAAUCAAUUGGUUGACGUCAAAUGGUGUUCAAGUUUCGAGCUACAAUGCAUCUCUGCACACCAAUCUGCGGAGGAACUUUGCUGCCAAGUACAAUGGCCUGUCUGUUUCCGAUAUCAAGCGCACCGGUUUGACUGAAACGCACUACGGCACCAAUUUCUUCUACGAUCUUGAUGUUGCCAAUAAGCUGUUCUCUGAGGACGUAUACUGGCAUGGGGGUGGUGGAAGGGCCAGCCACCAAUCCUUCUCUGCAGAGUUCAGAAGAGCAAACGCAAAUUUGUCCCUGGUGGACUCGGAGCUGAAGCUGUUGCUUAGUCUUCAGCGUUUGUGCGUCGACCACUGCAAGUUCUUUGUCCAAGACCGUGAGAUUCAAAAGACAAUGGCUCACAUCGUCCAAUCUUGUCUACGAGCCAACAGUCAGGUCUAUCCUGCAGAAGCCAUAUUCGACUCUCUUUUCCAGACUCGGGCGGAUCUUGCCGUUGCGCUGCUUGGGGAACUCAUUGCUGUUGGUGCGAGAGGCUCGGACUUCGUUGGCAUAUUGGAGCCUGCUUGGGGUGCUGUCCGAUUCCGGAACGGUUCUUACGAAAAAGCUAUCAUGAACGAUGAUCUCAACUACUGGCGUUCGACCCUUUACAUCCUCCUUAUGGCAAUUACCUUUCACGUCAACAAAAAGCGCAGACCAACAACCAUCCCGGGUACCAGCACCUCUGUGAUUACAUUUGACCCCGCGAACACAAUGAUUCUCGAAAUCAUGACACAAAUAGUAGCUGAUGGUUUCAAGUCGGUCGUAAUGGCAGUCCAAGAACAAAAGCAAGCAAAGCAGAACACCGACUCUACCGAGACCUCCAAUUCCGUCGGACUCCGCGACGUGUCCCUCCUUCUCACUCUCAUGCAAGGAAUCUUACGUUUGCCGACGCUUUCGCAAUUUUCUGUGGAACUAUCCGACAGAAUAUCUUCUUCCGGGGCAGCCUCAUCGUGCAUCCUGCUGUACAGCUGGUCUCACUUACUCACAGGUCCCAAUUUCGACCAUGAGCCGCGGUACGCCGUAUCCUCCAUCCAGAUGCUCGCGUCGUUGUCUUCUCUCCCACGCGUUGCAGAAGAGCUCGCAAUCGAAGGGGUGCUGAGUCGCCUACUGACCUCCAAGACAACCGAGUCGUUGCAGCGUGUUCCAGGCGGCGCCUCACAUGUGGACCAGCGGCCCAGCUGUGCUACUCUUUACAAAAUCUGGUCCACAGGUCUGCUACCAUUAUGUCUAAACCUUUUGCACGCAGUUGGUGGCGCAAUGGCUCCAGAGAUCUCAUCUUUCUUGAACCAAUUCCCAAACCAACUUCUUCGUGCAAGCACGAGCUUCAUGCUCAGUCCCCAAUCAAGAGCCGAGGGAACUGAUGUCUUGACCUUGGCACUGGCAAGCGAGGCGGCAACGCUUGCAUUAUUGUCACGAAUGCUUGAGGCAUACCGAGAGGCCGGAGCCUCUGCGGCGAUAGAUCCGUUGACCGUACUGCCAUUGAAAGGGUACGAGGAGCACAGGAAAGCCAUCGCCGAGGAUAUUCGAGACGUGCUGGCAUUGAAAGACGACAAUCGGAGAGCGAUGACUAUUCCUACGGAUGAAAAGGAAUUUGGGUUGCAAACCUCCAAGGAAGGAGACAAGUUGGACUCGAGGAUUGUGAGAGAGUUGAAAAUGGCUGUGGUCGCUUUGGGCGAGGACGACGAGGACGAAAAGUGA
Molecule: messenger RNA, 5478 nt
Organism: Capronia coronata CBS 617.96
Lineage: Eukaryota; Fungi; Ascomycota; Eurotiomycetes; Chaetothyriales; Herpotrichiellaceae
Exons: 2
Coding region: 1-5478 (1825 amino acids)
Biological process (GO): RNA export from nucleus; protein import into nucleus
Cellular component (GO): nuclear pore inner ring
Molecular function (GO): structural constituent of nuclear pore
Source: RefSeq, a predicted model, not a curated record